Athene cunicularia (burrowing owl) is the source of this 1647-nucleotide messenger RNA. Its product is annotated as ELAV-like protein 3. Lineage: Eukaryota; Metazoa; Chordata; Aves; Strigiformes; Strigidae. Gene Ontology annotation, cellular component: ribonucleoprotein complex. The transcript has 4 exons. Gene Ontology annotation, molecular function: RNA binding. The record is from RefSeq and is a predicted model, not a curated record. The annotation marks the transcript as partial.
UCCUACGCUCGGCCCAGCUCAGCCUCCAUCCGUGAUGCCAACCUCUAUGUGAGCGGCCUCCCCAAGGCCAUGGGGCAGAAGGAGAUGGAGCAGCUCUUCUCCCAGUACGGCCGCAUCAUCACCUCCCGCAUCCUCGUAGACCAGGUCACAGGUGUCUCGCGGGGGGUGGGCUUCAUCCGCUUCGACAAGCGCGUGGAGGCAGAAGAGGCCGUCCGGGGACUGCACGGGCAGAAACCGCUGGGCGCCGCCGAGCCCAUCACUGUCAAGUUCGCCAACAGCCCAGGCCAGAAGUCAGGGGGGGCCCUGCUCAGCCUCUGCCCCAGCACCCGCCGCUAUGGUGCUCUGCAUCACCCCCCCCAGCGCUUCCGGCUCGACAAUUUGCUGAACGUGGCCUACGGCGUGAAGAGGUUCUCCCCGUUGGCCAUCGAGGCAGUGCCAGGGCUGGCCGGGGUGGGCCUGGGGGCCCCCGGCGCUGGCUGGUGCAUCUUCGUCUACAACCUGGCACCCGAGGCGGACGAGAGUGUCCUCUGGCAGCUCUUCGGGCCCUUUGGUGCUGUCACCAACGUCAAGGUCAUCCGUGACUUCGCCACCAACAAGUGCAAGGGCUUUGGCUUUGUCACCAUGACCAACUACGAGGAGGCGGCCAUGGCCAUCGCCAGCCUCAACGGCUACCGCCUGGGCGACCGCGUGCUCCAGGUCUCCUUCAAGACCAGCAAACAGCACAAGGCCUGAGCCCCACCCCGCUGGCUUCCCGGCCCCUGGGACUGGGUCCCCUGGCAUCACCAGGCCACGGGGACCCCCACGAGCAAGGACACCCUGGAGAUCAUGGAGAACCCCCCUGGAGACCUUGGGGACCCCCUCCAUGAACGCCAAGGACGCUGUGGGGACACCCUAAGGAUACCCUGGAGACUGUGGGCACCCUUCCCAGGCACCAAGGAUGCUGUAGGGUCCUCCCCACCCUGGAGACCAUGGAGAACUGCCCCGGACACCUGGAGAUCUUGGGGACCCCCUCCAUGGCACCAAGGACACCACGGGGACACCUGAAGGACAACCUGGAUACCAUGGACAUCCCCGCCUCCCCCCCUAGGCACCAUGGACCCUCUGAGGACUCCCCCAGGUGUCCCCAAGCUCUUGGACACUGUGGGGCCAAGGAGAUGGAGGGGGCACCCCUGAAGAGCUGCCUGUCCCACCACCUUGGAAAGUCUGGAGAGCCCCCAGGACACUGAGGACACGCUGGGAACCCCCCAGACACCCUGAAAACUCUGGGAAUUGUGAAGGAGUCUGGACUCGGAGGAAAGGUCACCUCUGAAGUCCCCAGGAAAAGCCGUGAGCGCCCCAAAGACCCGGGGACUCCCCCCAGCACCCAGAGGUAUUGGGGGAUCCUCCUGGGCACUGCAGAGACCCUUGAGGUGGGCCCCCCCCGCCCCUUUCCCCGUGCCUGGAACCCGCGGAGACCUCCGACAGCCCAGGUACCCCCGGAGCUCCCGGCCCCCCGCAGCGCCUGGUCUGCAGGUGCUAGACCAACACACGCCCCCCACCCCCCUUUUUUUUUCCUCCUCUGGGGGGGUUGUGCACCCCCAAACAGGGAGAAGGGGGAUCCCCCCCUCCCUUAGGGGUGUCCCGCCCCCCGGGGUGCUCCGGGACAGA